AUGGCUUCCGAUAAUGCGCCAGAUUUUGAGGCUCUCUAUAAACGGGAAAAAGAGCAGCGAUUGCAGGCUGAGGAGCGAGCAUCAAGGGCGGAAGAACAGCAGCGACAGGCAGAUGAAAGAGCAGCACAGGAAAGAGAGCAGCGACUGCAGGCGGAAGAGCGCAACCAGCGUAUAUCGUUCGAGGAGUUCAUCCAGGCCUGUCAUUACCUGCUCUCUCUACCCACAAAGGUUCAAGAGAGCGCUCUCUCCACGAAAGGAUCUAUCGGAAAACCAACUGGCAAGUUAUGCCCAACCUACCUUCGCCCCUGGCUAGCCUAUUCAGGAAUUCAGGAAGAAUUCUAUACCCGUGUGUGCGGCUAUUUCGAGCCAACGGAUAGGCUAUUUCCUCCUAUUAUUGCACUCGAAGAUAUUGCGCGGAGAUGUUACCGGCCAUUAAGCAGUGAGAAAGAUGUGGAAUUUUAUGAGCGGCUCGCGGUAGAACAGCACGUUCAGGAUGUGAUUGCAGAGCUAUGCAAGAGCCUGGAUGCUCGAAAUGACUUUGCUCUUGGAGAGGGAGUCACAUUUGAAAAUCACGCGAAUAUUAUCGAUGAAGGGGACGAGGACGAGGAUGAGGACAAUGCGGGCCUGCCAAACCAACCAAAUGCGCGACACGCUAUACCAGAUCAGUUCUGUAUCCAUCGAGUAGAUGAUGGCGUCCACAAACUGCUCACUACUGUCGAGUACAAACCGCCUCAUAAGCUGCCGAUAGAAUAUCUCCAUGCCGGUCUUAGGGAGAUGAAUCUCUGGAAGGAGGUGGUCCAGCGGGACACGUCUGAAUUAAAAGGGGAUGAUAAGUUAAGAUACAAUGCGGAACAGAUAACAGCAUCUACUCUGGUCCAGGAAUUUCAUGUGAUGAUUAACGAAGGGCUUGAAUUUUCAUAUGUCACAAAUGGAUUGGUUUAUGUUAUGCUUCAUGUCCGGCGUGGUGAUCCAAACACGCUCUACUACCAUCUCUGCAACCCCAAUACGGAGGUUAAUCAGGGCGAUACACAGAUCUUAUCAAAGACUGCUAUCGCUCGGGUGCUCUGCCUCUGCUUAAUGAGCUGCAGCUCGCAGCCGCGGGAUCAGAACUGGCGAAACCUUGCGAGGCAGCAGUUACAUGAGUGGGAAACAAGUCCUGAGUACGAGAGAGCGCGUAUACCAGAAGAGGAGCUCCGACAAACCCCUCCUGGCUCGGAGCAUGUGCCGUCCUCUUCUCCUCUGAGCUCCCCAACCGCAGAUAACCACCGGCCCAUCACUCGAUCCCGAGCUGGGUGCGCGCCUCAAAGCACAACUGCACAUCCUUCAGAGACUGCGGACUCUGACUCCGACUCUCAGCAGGCGGCUCCCGGACGGAAGCGAAACUUAAGCGAGCUAACGGCGUCGCCACCUGGCCGACGACGGUCGCGUCAGAGGGAGGGUCAGAGGGACGGCAUAGGGGACCAGGGAGGCUACAAGCACACUGCGGUGUUUUGUACGCAAAAAUGCCUACUUGGCCUUCAACGGGGAGAUGCCCUAGAUAGUGGAUGCCCAAAUGUGGAGAAGCACAGAUCAACGGAUGGCGGCGACAAGCAUCCUAUCAAUGCAGCACGGCUAGUAGUCUUGAUCAAGCAACAGCUGGAUGAGGACCUGGACCGGGACUGCACGCCGUUUGGUAUUUGUGGCUCGUAUGGGGCUCCCUUCAAAAUCACCUGUCGCCAGUAUGGCUACACAAUAGUCGGGAAGGGUACAACACGCCGACGCUGGGGUGAGGUACGACGUGAGGCAGAGGUCUACCGCGUCCUCCAGAAGGUUCAAGGCUCGGCGGUUCCUGUGUUCCUCGGGUGCAUUGACAUGAAGAUGAUAUACCACCUUCAUGGCGCGGGAUGCAUCCAGCAUAUGCUGCUCAUGGGCUGGGGUGGAGAGGACACCAGUAGAAUGAAGCAGACCCGAGAGUUGCAUGAUGAGAUUGAGCGGUCGAAGAAGCAGAUCCGCGCAAUUGGGGUACAUCAUCAGGAUUUACGGCCCAAUAAUUUACUAUGGAAUGCUGAGUUGAAACGAGCUUUGAUUAUUGACUUCCACCGUUCUAGGCUUAUCGCCCCUAUAAGAAAUAGAAAAUCCGCGAAGCGUUCGGCGGCUGCCAGUGGACUAGAGGACAAGGAGCAGAAAAAGAUAGGAAAGCUGGCCAGAAUCAUAUGUUAG
Messenger RNA from Nannizzia gypsea CBS 118893, 2199 nucleotides. RefSeq lists its product as hypothetical. Lineage: Eukaryota; Fungi; Ascomycota; Eurotiomycetes; Onygenales; Arthrodermataceae. The transcript has a single exon. The record is from RefSeq and is a predicted model, not a curated record. Bases 1 to 2199 code for a protein of 732 amino acids.